Molecule: messenger RNA, 1143 nt
Organism: Spirometra erinaceieuropaei
Lineage: Eukaryota; Metazoa; Platyhelminthes; Cestoda; Diphyllobothriidea; Diphyllobothriidae
Source: the annotation of a GenBank genome assembly
AUGGGUUCGCCGAUUUCGGGAUUCAUCGCCGAGGCGGUCCUGCAACGGUUAGAGUCGCUGGUCUUCCAACACCACAAACCGACGUUCUGGGCCCGGUAUGUGGAUGAUACCUUCGUCGUUAUCGAUCGGGAUCAACUGCUGACAUUCAAGGAACGUCUGAAUGCGGUCUUCCCGGACAUACAAUUUACGAUGGAGGAGGAAGAGAACAACCAGCUGGCCUUCCUGGAUGUCCUCGUAUGCCGCAAGGAUUGUGGUGGACUAAAGACCAAAGUGUUCAGGAAAGCGACAAAUACGAUGCAAGUACUGAACUUCAACAGUAACCACCCAAUCAGCCACAAACGCAGUUGUGUAAGGACGCUCUUUCGGCGUGUCGAAACGCACUGCAGUGAGCCGGAAGACAAAAUUGCUGAACUACAAUACCUCCGACGGGUAUUCAAAGCCAAUGGCUACCCGAGCAACUUUGUCAACCGGUGCAUACGCAAAAUGGACCAAAGGCCUAACCGCAGGGACACCAAAGUUUGGCGAGCGCUUCCAUAUGUCAAGAACGUUUCGGAAGCUGUUGGCCGCCUUCUCGCACCGCUGGGGGUUGGAGUUGCACACAGGCCAGAGGCAACCAUCAGGCGUCAACUGAUGAAACCAAAAGACCCACUGCCACGGCAAGGAACGUCUGGAAUCGUUUAUCGGAUCUGGUGCAGUUGCGGACGAAGCAACUACGUCGGAGAAACCGGAAGACAGCUCCGAACGCGAAUGGCCGAACACGCUGCAUCAGUGCGGAGAAAUGACGCCAGCUCUCAGGUUGCGGCUCAUUCGACGGGUUCCGGCCACACAUUCAAACUUGACGAGGCCGAAAUUCUCGCAAGAGGUGACAACCGCGUGAGCCGGGAGCUGCUUGAGUCAUGGUUCACUGGCCCCCAGUCUAUUAACAAGUGCAAUGAUCUUCCCAUUCAAUACAGCGUGCUGAGACUUCGUCUAGGCGGAGAAAUUGGCCACGCGGGGAGCGCCCUGAUGAACACUCUUCCCAGCACCCGGGUCAGCGCGUCAGAUGGUCGAGCAAUCAUCACACCAACAUCCAACGCACGUGAUGAAAUUGCAGCAAUUAACGACGCGAAUAUCGACCAUCACGCCACGUGCAACGAUCCCUGA